AUGUCUCCUUUCCUGCUGGCCCUAUAUGUGUUCUGCCUCCUCUGUCGGGGACUGGCCUCCCCCGUGCUUCAUCCACGAUCUGACGAUUACUUCCAGCCCAACUCCACAGGCCUCUGGAUGCAACAUGGUUUCGAAACAGUUCUUGUACAACCUUUUGGAUACGAUGGCUUUCGUGUCCGUGCAUGGCCCUUCCGACCCCCUACCGGACAGGAGGCCAACUUCAUCUACGACCCUCCGCUUGAAGGGCCCGAGGAUGGUGAGGCGCACGGAAUGCAAUUCGACACGGUGUCGAUUGGCAACCACAGCGUGACCAUUCGGAAUGGCAACAUCCUCAUCCGUACUACAGGAUGGGGCGGAAAUCCCGGUGGAUAUCGACUUGUUUUUAUCCGCGUCGAGGAUGACGGUUCGGAAACCCUCCUCACUAACGAGUAUGCGCCGCUCAAGUCAAUAAACCCACGCUAUUACUCGUGGCCUGGAUCUGGCAGUGAAUUUAGCGCUCAGUUCUCGUUUAGCACGACGCCAGAUGAGCAAAUCUAUGGCACGGGUACGCAGCAGGACCAUCUCCUCAACAAGAAGGGCUCGACGAUUGAUUUGAUCAACUUCAAUACCCACAUUCCCACGCCUGUCUUUAUGAGCAGUAAGGGAUAUGGCUUUGUGUGGAACAUGGCUUCUCAAGGUCGCAUGGAGUUCGGUCCCUGGCGUAACAGAUUUACGGCGGAUGCAGCCACGGUUGUGGACUAUGUGAUCUUCGCAGCGCAACCAGGAGACUACGAUACACUCCAACGGAAAUUGUCAUCACUUACCGGUCGUGCUCCGACGCCACCAGACUGGUCAUUGGGAUACCUCCAGUCCAAGCUGCGAUAUGAGAACCAAUCCGAGGUUGUGUUGCUGGCUCAGAACUUCAAGAAACACAACGUUCCCGUCUCACUGAUUGUCAUCGACUACCAGUCCUGGGCGCAUCAGGGAGACUGGGGCCUGGAUCCCGCAUUGUGGCCAGAUGUGGCUUCCAUGGCCGCCCAGGUUAAGAACCUCACCGGUGCUGAAAUGAUGGCAUCCCUAUGGCCUAGUGUGUCUGACCACAGCGUCAACUAUCUCGACAUGAUUGCCAAUGGGUACCUGUCAGCUACCAAGUCCGGUCCCGGCACCACGGACUCCUGGAAUGGCUCAUACAUUCGCAACUACGAUGCCACGAAUCCUGCAGCACGUGCAUUUCUUUGGGACACGCUGAAGAAGAACUACUAUGAUAAGGGCAUUCAUAAUUUCUGGAUCGACCAGGCCGACGGCGGCGCCCUGGGUGAAGCCUACGAGAACAACGGUCAAAGCACGUACAUCCAGUCUAUUCCAUUUGCCCUGCCUGAUGUGUUAUAUGCGGCCGGCACGCAGGCAAGUGUAGGUAAGUUGUAUCCCUGGGCACAUCAGCAGGCCAUCGAGGACGGUUAUCGCAAUGUUACGAACAGCACCAUUGGAACCGCAUGCGACCACAUCUCCCUCAGCCGAUCUGGAUACAUCGGGUCCCAACGAUUCUGCAGCAUGAUCUGGUCGGGCGAUAUCAGCUCCGUGUGGGAAACACUCGGACUCCAAAUAGCUAGCGGUCUGUCCGCUGCUGCCACAGGCUGGGGUUGGUGGACUGUCGAUGCGGGAGGAUUCCAAGUCGAUCCCACCGUGCCGUGGAGCGCAAACAUCGACACACCCGAGUAUCGCGAGUUGUACGUUCGCUGGUUACAGUGGACGACUUUUGUCCCCUUCAUGCGGACACAUGGAUCUCGGGCGUGCAAUCACCAGAGUGCCUACACCUGCGACAACGAACCUUGGUCCUAUGGCGAGGAGAACACACCCAUCAUUGUUUCAUACAUCCACCUGCGGUACCAGCUCAAGGCCUAUCUUCAAGCUAUAUUCCGACAGCUCCAUGAGACAGGCCGAAUGAUCAUGCGUCCGCUGUACAUGGACUUUGAGAAGUCCGAUCCAAACAUCGCUUCCAUGACUCAAGCCAACAUCAAUGCCACCACGCAGCAGUACAUGUUCGGCCCUCGUCUGCUCGUUACGCCCGUUACGACUCCAAAUGCGACGGAAUGGUCAGUUUAUCUUCCGCAGACUGGCGAUAAUGGUACUAAACCAUGGACGUACUGGUGGACGAAUCAGACAUAUGCUGGAGGGCAGAUGGUGACUGUUCCUGCGCCGCUGGAGCAUAUUCCUUUGUUCCACUUGGGGUCGCGCGAGGAAAUUCUUCGUGGUGAUAUUUUCUGA
Messenger RNA from Aspergillus chevalieri, 2244 nucleotides. Its product is annotated as putative sugar hydrolase. Gene Ontology annotation, biological process: carbohydrate metabolic process. Lineage: Eukaryota; Fungi; Ascomycota; Eurotiomycetes; Eurotiales; Aspergillaceae. The transcript has a single exon. Gene Ontology annotation, molecular function: carbohydrate binding; hydrolase activity, hydrolyzing O-glycosyl compounds. The record is from RefSeq and is a predicted model, not a curated record. Bases 1 to 2244 code for a protein of 747 amino acids.